Messenger RNA from Schistosoma spindalis, 596 nucleotides. The record is from the annotation of a GenBank genome assembly. Lineage: Eukaryota; Metazoa; Platyhelminthes; Trematoda; Strigeidida; Schistosomatidae.
AUUUGAUUCUCACCUUUCUAUACUGUACCAAAUUGGCGGUAUUUACGAAGAUGGUGUUACUCAAUGGUUUAUAUUUUCCUUCUUGGCAUCGUAUCGGCUUACUUCAUUGCUUCCAAAAAUCGUCGGCAUCUUCCGUGGGCGUAUUUAAUUCAGGCGAUUACAUGCGUGAAGGGUCAGAAAUUAAUGAACAGGAUGUAUUGUACAAAAAGUUAGUUAUCACCGUUAAAGGUCAUGAGCCAAUGGUGUUAAAAAGUUACGAAACUUUUGUCAAACAAGUUUGUGAUAAUCUAUCUAUAGCUCUUAUAAGUGAGACUCGUAACCGACCGACGUUUUUUCGCUUGUCCAUGAACAAAUCACCGUUUAUUUACAAGAAACAGCAACGCCAGUAUGAGUUUCGCACACACUACAAAUACUUCACAGUUGAUCAUAUAACAGGAUGUACUGCUGACGUAUUUCUGGAAUAUAUUCAAAGAAAUCUACCCGAGGGUGUAGCUAUGGAAGUUGUAAAGCAUCGUUUGGAACGCCUUCCGGAGCAUUUAUAAGUCGCUGGGACUUCUUAAAUGACUUUAAAUUAUAGAAUAUAUGUAAAUACAUUC